AUGCGUUGCUCAGCUCCCAGCAAGUUGAUGCUGCUCCUCGCCGCCGCCGGCAGCUUCCUCCUCAGCAUGACGGCGACGGCCCAUGCACAGAAGCCUCCCGUCGACCCCGGACCUGACAGCGCCGUGACCUGCAUACCACACGAGAGGGACGCCCUGCUGGCCUUCAAGCAGGGCAUCACCGGCGACCCGGCAGGCAUCCUCGCCCUGUGGCAGCAGCAGCAGCCAGACGGUGGCCACGGCGACGACGGCGAGCAUACGCAAGACUGCUGCCGGUGGAGAGGCGUCCGGUGCAGCGACCGUACCGGCCAUGUCAUCGAGCUUCGGCUCGGCAACGCCAACAACGACAUCGUCGUCGACCGUGACGCCACAGCCCUGGUUGGCCAGAUAAGUCGUUCCUUGCUUGCUCUGGAGCAUCUGCAGCACCUAGACCUAAGCUACAACAACUUCAGUGGCGGCCCGACGGGUCGCAUCCCGGAGUUCUUGGGCUCCCUCAAGAACCUCAAGCACCUCAACCUCUCCGGCAUAGGUUUCCAUGGUAGCGUGCCUCCCCAUCUUGGAAAUCUGACGCAGCUGCAGUACCUUGACCUCUUCAGCAGCAGUAGUAUGGGAGCUGCAUACUCAACGGAUGUGUCAUGGCUGGCACAUCUACGUUUCCUUAGAUACCUUAACCUUGGCUCGGUGAACCUCAGCACAGUAACUGACUGGCCCCAUGUGGUUGCUAUGCUUCCUUCUCUCACGGUCCUUCGUCUUCCCGGCUGCUCUCUUAGUGGAAUGCUGCCCGAGCCGGUGGCGCAGCUGACAAGCUUGGUCGCUCUAGAUCUUAGUCGGAACAGCUUUACAGGACCUCUCCCAGAAUUUAUAGGGAAUUUAACUGGUUUAAAGAUGCUUGACCUUAGCUCCAACAAGUUUACAGGUCCUCUCCCUGCAUCUGUAAGGUACAUUACCGGUUUAAGGACGCUAGACGUCUCUUACAACAACCUGACAGGAUUACCUCGUGAGGUUGGUACGCUCAGUAGUUUGACCGGUCUGUAUGUAAGCCACAACAGCUUGGAAGGUGACAUCACAGAGGAAUACUCUAGAAGCCUAAAGAGCUUGCAGCACAUAGACUUGUCUUCUAAUUUCUUGAAGAUUGAAAUCAGCACAAAAUGGAAGCCUCCAUUUGCUAAACUACGAAGUGCCAACUUUGCAAAUUGCAAAAUGGGUCCAAUGUUUCCUGCCUGGUUGAAAUGGCUGGUGGGCAUAGAGUAUCUCGAUAUCUCGAGUGCCGGUAUAACCGAUAGGAUUCCAGAUUGGUUCCCUACUGCGUUUUCAAAUGCUAGUUUUUUGUCCAUGUCAAAGAAUCAACUCAGUGGAGAAUUGCCAGCAAAUAUGGAUAUCAUGUCAUCGUUGGACGAGCUUGACCUCAGUAACAAUUCAUUGUCCGGGCAAAUACCAAAGCUUCCAAAUAAUCUAACCUACUUGGACAUAUGCAUCAACUCCUUGUCAGGGUCUCUACCAGAAGAUCUUGGACUUCCAAACCUUCAGGUGUUGUCCGUAGCCUCCAAUAGCAUCACUGGCAGUGUUCCUAGAUCCAUCUGCAGAAGCCAAGGGUUGAGAACCUUAGUCUUAGCCAACAAUCAUCUUGAUGGAGAACUGCCCAAUUGCUUUGGGAACAACGUGAUGUUAUUUCUAGAUCUUAGUAACAAUAUUUUUUCUGGAAUGUUGCCAGCAUCUAUGCAAAAUUGUGAAAUGCUACAAGUCCUGGAUUUAUCUAGAAAUAUGUUCUCUGGAAGAUUUCCUGUGUGGGUUGGAAAACUAAAGAGGUUACGGUUUUUACGUCUACGUCAAAAUAUGUUCUCUGGGAAGGUUCCCACAAACCUUACCAAUCUUGGAUGCCUUCAAUACUUGGAUAUAGCAGACAAUCGUAUCUCAGGUUCUUUGCCUAGGAACCUAUCAAAUUUGAAGUCGUUGAAACAGAAACAAUCGGCAGAAAUGUGUUCUGAUGUUUUUCAUGUAAGGGUUUUUGCUGUCAAUUUUUCUACAUUCCUAAAAGGGCAGCAACUCUCCUAUGGUUCCAUUCCUAGAAUCGUUGGUCUGAAUAUGAAGGUCAUUGACUUAUCUUUCAACAAUAUCACUGGUGAGAUUCCAGAAGAAAUAGCCACCCUUGAUGGACUUCUGAAUUUGAAUCUCUCGAAGAACCACUUCAGUGGGAAUGUUCCAAGUAAGAUCGGGGCCAUGCAAUCACUGGAGUCACUUGACCUCUCAGGGAACAAGCUUUCUGGUGAAAUACCAAUAAGUCUGUCAACUUUGACAUUCUUGAGUUACUUGGACUUGUCUUACAACAAUCUUACAGGAGCAAUACCAUCUGGAUCACAACUUGACACCCUAUAUGCAGAACAUCCGAAUAUGUAUACUGGCAACAUUGGUCUCUGUGGACCUCCUCUAAAAAAUAACUGUUUGAAAACCGAUGCAUCAGAACAAGGUCCGUUUACAAGAACCGAAGAAGGUCGUUGGCAAGGAUUCUUUUACAUUGGGCUUGGAUAUGGCUUCUUAGCAGGCAUUUGGUUGGUUUCUUGUGCCCUAUUGUUCAUGAAAAACUGGCGAAUCGCUUACUUCUGCCUCUUUGACAAGCUUUAUGACAAAGCAUAUGUGCUUGUGGUUACUUGGUGGGCAAAGGCUGAUCAGGAAGAUAUGCAGCUUAGCUAA
Molecule: messenger RNA, 2685 nt
Organism: Miscanthus lutarioriparius
Lineage: Eukaryota; Viridiplantae; Streptophyta; Magnoliopsida; Poales; Poaceae
Source: the annotation of a GenBank genome assembly